CCUCGAGUAAGACCCGGGGAAAGAAGCCAAUCACUAGGAACGCCAAGGCGGCGCAGACCAUCUGCUCGCGAGCGUAGCGGAUUAUCGGAUGACGCUACUACAUCGGGUGAACGUCGACGAACUUCCUCGGAACCACCUCGAGGCGGAAACAGGCGACGCCGGCAGGGAAGUGAACCGGAUCCAGACGGUGAGUCGCGAGAAAGAGGAACGCCAUCACAUCCGGCACCCGCACACCGGGGAAGGGGCUCGGGGGGAACGGGUACUCCGGGUGCCGAUGACCGAGCGACCAGGGACGGGGACGCUGGAGGAAGCAUGGAACCUGGCGCCACGGGGAACAGAAGCGAUCACCCUCGUUCCAGUACCAGAUGCGGAGUGUGCUGGGGUCAGGUCAUCAAGGGACAACGUGUGCCUGGAGGCGGCGGUUCAAGCUGACCCGGGGCUGCAGCUACGAGCUGAAAGACUGAUAAGGGGGUUAAACGACGAACCCCACGGAGCACGUUCGCUGUACAUCUGGAACCAAGACAGUCCGGGAAUAGGGCCUGCUUUGGACGAUGUCCGCAUGGAUGCUCUCACAUUCAGGUUCCAGACGGUGAAGAAAGUUCAACCUAGGUAUGCUUCCGACCAUGCCCGUCUCCAAACCCACGUGCUCCACCUGGUUAACAAGCAGCUGGCAGAAGGCGGCGGCGCUUCCUCGGCGACCGGGACCCCACUUUCCACUAUCCGGGUCAUCACACUUUGGUACCUACUACCAGGUAUUCUGCACUCCUUCGAUGGUCGGAUAGCUCGAAAAAAACGCCACAAAUCGCUAAAAAGAGGGGAUAUAUCGUCCGCUCUUCCUUGGCUGAUUGAGUAUACCAAGGCGGCGAGUGCAAGGAGCAGGGGACCGGCACGGGAAGACACACCCGACGACAAGUUUAAAAGGGCGGCGCAGGCAUGCCGGCACUCUGGAGGCGUGAAGGACGCAGCAAGAGCGCUCUUCGCCGAUCAACCGUCACUGGGGAACGACGAGACAUGGGCAUGUCUGAAAGCCGAAUUUCCGCAUGAGGAUCCCGUACAAGUGGAGCAAGCCGUCGCCGAAGCCAUAGCUGCAAGCCGCACCGAGGAGGAGGGAGGAAGUGCCCCGAGAUGGAGGCCAGAAACCGAGUUCGCUCCACAAGUACUCCUUCAAGUCAUCAACAGCAGAAGCUCUAACUCUGGAGCAGGAAAUGACGGGCAACGUUUCUCCCACCUUAAGUCCAUCGUCAACACUAAAAUUGGUCGGGAAGAGUUCAGCAACGCGAUGUCGUCCCUUUGAAGGAGGCGCAUCAACGAUCCCAACGCGUUCCCACCGGAGUUCUGGACUCUUUGGAAACAAUCCAGUCUAAUCGCCCUCGGUGAAA
Molecule: messenger RNA, 1379 nt
Organism: Ectocarpus sp. CCAP 1310/34
Lineage: Eukaryota; Phaeophyceae; Ectocarpales; Ectocarpaceae
Source: the annotation of a GenBank genome assembly